Molecule: messenger RNA, 1214 nt
Organism: Camellia sinensis
Lineage: Eukaryota; Viridiplantae; Streptophyta; Magnoliopsida; Ericales; Theaceae
Source: RefSeq, a predicted model, not a curated record
AUGGUUAUUUCUUUUAUUUAUUUAUUUAUUUUCAGGCCAAUUUUGAAGAUAUGCACUUUCGCUAAAGUUCAACAUGAAUUGUUGUCCGUUUAUGCAACCCAAUUGCUCGAGCAGGAGCACUCUGGAUGUCAUGCAUUGCUUAGGGAUGACAAGAUAGAGGAUUUAUCAAGGAUGUAUAGGCUCUUUUCCAAAAUACCUGGAGGUUUAAAUCCGGUUUCUAGUAUAUUUAAACAGCAUGUUACUGCUGAAGGUACAGCAUUGGUUAAACAAGCGGAAGAUGCAGCCAGCAAUAAGAAGGUGAUGUUUUUUGUUAGAAAAGUUAUCGAGCUUCAUGACAAGUACAUGGCGUACGUAAAUAACUGUUUUAUGAACCAUACUCUUUUCCACAAGGCGCUCAAAGAGGCUUUUGAAGUCUUCUGUAACAAAGGUGUUGGUGGAAGCUCGAGUGUAGAACUACUAGCCACAUUUUGUGAUAAUAUUCUUAAGAAAGGUGGGAGUGAGAAAUUGGGUGAUGAAACCAUUGAGGAAACACUUGAGAAGGUAGUAAAGCUCCUUACUUAUAUUAGUGAUAAGGAUCUGUUCACUGAAUUCUACCGAAAAAAGCUUGCUCGACGCUUACUUUUUGACAAGAGUGCCAAUGAUGAGCAGGAGAGAAGUAUCCUGACAAAGCUGAAGCAGCAGUGUGGUGGUCAGUUCACAUCAAAGAUUGAGGGAAUGGUGACAGAUUUGACUUUGGCAAGGAAAAAUCAAACUAACUUUGAAGAGUACCUCAAAACCAAUCCAGAUGCAAGUCCUGGGAUUGACCUGACUGUUACUGUCCUAACUACUGGCUUUUGGCCUGGUUACAAGUCUUUUGACCUCAACCUCCCAGCAGAAAUGGUUAAGUGUGUGCAAGUUUUCAGAGAAUUCUAUCAAACAAAAACAAAACACAGAAAACUUACAUGGAUUUAUUCAUUGGGUACUUGUAACCUCAAUGGAAAAUUUGAACCCAAAACUAUGGAGCUCAUUGUGACAACCUACCAGGUAUUUUGUUGAAGAAACUUAUUUUAAUCUAAUACAUGGAUUUAUGAUUCUUAACGCAGAGGUUUGAGCUUUAGCAUUUCAUCCAUACAGGCUUUUGUGCUGCUGCUUUUUAAUGCCUCAGAUAGAUUGAGUUACAGGAAAUCAUGACUCAAUUAAACUUGACAGAUGAUGAUGUUGUUAGGUUGCUCCAU